AUGGCCGAAAAUACUCCAGAGUUAAUAACAAAUAAAUUUAAUGGAAUUGCUGGCAAAGUUAAAGGCCACGCCAUGUGGCAAACCUUAGCAAACAGAUUAAAUGGUUUGGGCUUUGGCGAAAAAAAAACAGCAGAAUGGAGUAGGAAGAGACUUCUUAGUUUAAUGGGUAAUAUUGCUGUAGAAGGUGAUAGGGGAGUUAUUGAAUUUGGCUGCGAGAUAGGUGAGGAAGAUGCCCAAGAAAAACACAUGAUAUCAGAGGAUCAUGCUUAUAAGAGUAGGUUGGUAGAUUCUCCAAAUCCAUUGAAAAGGAAACAGAAUCACGCCAAUAUGUCCGCAAGAACUCUAAAAUUGCUUGAGAUGGCUUGUAGUAGUAAAUCAAUUAAAACAAAUAAAUGCAGUAUUCCUGAGAGUGGCAAUUUUAUAAACGAUAUUACGGACCGUGACGUGAUAAUAGAAGUCAAUCAUGAAGAAAUUUGCAAAACUACCCAACCGCUUGUUAUAAACGAUGAGAUACUCUAUGCUGUGCCCAAUGUGGACUUUGAUUUUAUAGAUAUCCCUGAAAUUAGCGCUGAUUACAGCAACAUUGAGAAAAAUGAUGGAUUUGGUUCUGAAAAUGGACUUGAAGACGGACCCAGCUCCAAAGAACGUAACCUAGAUGACCAAAUCAUUGAAGAGAACCAAUGCGCAGAAAAACCAAAAAGACAGGACGAUCCAGACUGGGAAACCGCUUCUAGUUCAUCUGACGAAGAACUAUUGGAAGAAAAUAAUAAUCUCGAGCAACAAGACAAUGCAACUGAAAUAGAAUUGGAAAAUAAACCAGUGAAUAAAAAUAGGCAGCGACGCAAAAGAAGACAUGUUGAUACUAAGAACUGGAAGCAGGAAAAAAAGAAAAGAGAGACUGGUCUAAAAUAUUUAGGAAAAAAGAAAAAAUGGUGA
Molecule: messenger RNA, 936 nt
Organism: Psylliodes chrysocephalus
Lineage: Eukaryota; Metazoa; Arthropoda; Insecta; Coleoptera; Chrysomelidae
Source: the annotation of a GenBank genome assembly